Trifolium pratense (red clover) is the source of this 665-nucleotide messenger RNA. RefSeq lists its product as uncharacterized. NCBI's taxonomy places the organism in Eukaryota, Viridiplantae, Streptophyta, Magnoliopsida, Fabales, Fabaceae. The coding region runs from base 2 to 352 and encodes 116 amino acids. The record is from RefSeq and is a predicted model, not a curated record. The transcript has 2 exons.
AAUGAUCUCAUACUUUCAUUUGCUUUCUCUUUUCUUCAAAACAGAAUUGAGUCCGGAGCGCAUUGCAAAAAUGGACAAAUAUGAUGCUAGGGUUAGGAUGAGACUUGAUAAGAAAAAAUGUAAAAGUGGCAUGACCAAAGACGAACACAAUUUGUGCAUUGAUAGAUUGUUCGCGUUUGCAAGGUUACGCAAGGAGGGGAAACCCAAAGAUGAUGACAUAUUGCAGAAAUAUAUCCAGGAAGCUAGCGAGAAUAGAGAGGCUCUUGUCAAGGCUUCUUGUUUAAAGAGGGACAAGAAAAAGGCCAAGGCUUUUAAAAGGAAGAUCAGCAGGCAGUUACUAAAGAAGUCCUGAUACAAUCAUGUGUUUGUGUGUAUAAUGUUUCUUUUUUGAAGAACAAAUUCUGCAUGUUUCUUAUUAUUAAUCUUCAGUACUAGUAUAAACUAGAUUUUGAAUUACAUCAAAUUACUCUCAUCUUCUUGAAUCCAUCAUUGUGGGUUGCAACAGAUAUUAAGAAUAUCAUGAUAAUCAAUUUACACAAUGAGGAUCCCUAGAGUAGUAAUGGCGGUCUUAGACUUUUUAGUUGAUGGUGUACCAAAAUUGGUCUCAGAACAUUGUAGCCUUCCUUCUAUUAAUGCCAUGAAAGUCAGAGGCCAUGGCAUAUGAU